AUGGCUUACUUUCUCGUCUCUCUUUCUCUGCAAGAGAGAGAUUUGGUUUCUAUUUUUUUUUACCUGCCUUUUGUCGACUUUUCCUUUGAUAUAAUUGGUCCUGAGUUGCAUAAUGGCUGCUUCUUCUUCGCUCUCAAAUCUAUCAUUUUCCUUUCGUUCAUCUUAUUAGCAUAUAUCUCUCUUUCCUCGAUCUUUUUUUUUUCCUUUUCUUUAAUUUUGCUUUAUAUUUCCUCUUUCGUUUUUAAUAUUUUCUUUCUUUUUUCUUAUCUUCUUUCAUUGUCUCUGCUUUUAUAUUUCUUAUGUCUUUCUUUCUUUGUUAUUAGAUCUUUUUUUUCUUUUUUUUUUCUUCAUUUUUUGUUUGUUUGUUUGUUUGUUUCUUUCUUUCUUUCUUUCUUUCUAAUAAUUACUUUCUUUUAUUUCUCCUUUCGUUUCCAUUUCAUUCUUUCUCAUAUUCAUUCAUUCCGUCUACCAUUGCUUUAUUUUCUCUCUCGUUCUUCUGACAUCAUUUUCAUUUUACUAAUUUUAUCUUUUCUUUCUUUAUUUCUGUACUGUUUUACCUCGAUUUCCUUUGUCGCUUCUUUCAUUCAUUCAUUUAUAUUUACAUUUGGUCAUUCAUCUUCACCUUCAUUUUUUCUUGUAACUCUCUCUCUCUCCCUCUUUCUUUACUCACCUUCUGGUUUCUUUUUAAUCUCUUUUUCAUUUCAUUUCUUUCUUUCUUUCUUUCUUUCUUUCUUUCUUUCUUUCUUUCUUUCUUUCUUUGCGUUUUAUAUCCUUUUUUCCUUCCUUCCUUCCUUCCUUCUUUUCUUCCUUCCUUCAUUCCUUCCUUCCUUCCUUCCUUCCUUCCUUCCUUCUCUUCAUCUAGUUUUUAUUUCCUGUUUCGCUUCCAUUUUUCACCCUUUUCUUUAUUUCUCUAUAACUUUCUUUCUUUCUUUUUUUCUUUUUCUUUCUUUCUUUCUUUUUUCUUUCUUUCUUUCUUUCUUUAUCUAUUUAUUUCUCCCCUGUCCUUGUUUUCGUCUUCCCUUUUUCUUCUUUCCCUCCUUCGUUUUUCAUUUAUCUCAUGUUUCACUGCCAUUUUUCACCUCUUUCUUUCUUUCUUUCUUUCUUUCUUUCUUUCUUUCUUUCACUGCUUUUUUCUCUCAACCCAGUCUUUCUUUAUUUAAUGUUUCUUUUAAUCUCUAUCUUAAUUGUACACUCUUUCUUUCUUUCUUUCUUUCUUUCUUUCAUUCUUUCUUUCUUUCUUUCUUUCUUUCUUUCACUAAUUCUUUUUAUACUCUUUCCUCAAUCUUUCUCUUAUUAAUAUUUCUUUUACCCUCUUUCUUAAUUGUACAUUCUUUCUUUUUUCUUUCUUUCUUUCUUUUUUUCACUCUUUCUUCUUUCCCCACUAUCUUUAUUUUCUUUCCCCCUUUCUCUUCUCAAUUUAACAUCCUUUCUCUAUUUAAUCUUUCUUUUACUCUCUUUUUUUUUCUGAUUGUACUCUUUUUCUUUCAGUCUUUCUUUCUCCCUUCCUUCUCAGUCGAUAUUUACCUCUUUUCUUUUGUCAUUUCUUUCCCACAUCCCUCUCUUUAUUCAUCCAUUCCCAUAUUACCUCUCUCUCUCUCUCUCUCCCAAUCUCCUUUUCCGCCGCCCCGACACUUUUCAAAUCUCUCUCUUUCUUUCUUUCAUGGAGCAGAGUUGGAUAUCUAUCUAUCUAUCUAUCUAUCUAUCUAUCAAUCUAUCUCAGCCUGUUCAUACCUACUUAUCUAUUUCAGCCUGUUCUUUUUUAUCUAUCUAUUUAUCUAUCCAUAA
Messenger RNA from Acanthosepion pharaonis, 1785 nucleotides. NCBI's taxonomy places the organism in Eukaryota, Metazoa, Mollusca, Cephalopoda, Sepiida, Sepiidae. The record is from the annotation of a GenBank genome assembly.